Oncorhynchus tshawytscha (Chinook salmon) is the source of this 2927-nucleotide messenger RNA. RefSeq names its product fibronectin type III and SPRY domain-containing protein 1. Gene Ontology annotation, molecular function: protein binding. Bases 392 to 1879 code for a protein of 495 amino acids. The record is from RefSeq and is a predicted model, not a curated record. NCBI's taxonomy places the organism in Eukaryota, Metazoa, Chordata, Actinopteri, Salmoniformes, Salmonidae. The transcript has 12 exons.
CUGCCGUUCGCCUCAAAUUUGUUAACAAUGCGGAGGGCCCCAUAUAGCUCCACAUUGACAUGAUUGAAUCAUCAUUCUAAUUUAUUUUCUGGUGAUGACCUAAUUGCUUUUCAUUUACAAAGGAAAGAAUACCUACCUGAAUGGAAACAGAUUAUACUAACGAUUACGUAAUAUGGUUCAUAUUAAAACCACACUACCCAGAUUUCCCUUCUACUGCAUCUGCGCAAAACACAAGACGGCCCUAAACGUUGGACAGGAGAUGCAAUGCACUCCAGCAGCAUCAGUACCAGACCAGUAGUCAGUGUGCUCCAAAUACAUCGAAAAGAGUAGACGCGAAAGAACAGUAUUUAUAAUUCCUGAUACACCGGAACUGGUUCAUUGGAACAGCAAGAUGGGAGAUCAGAAGGAAUCACUGCGUAAGAUCACCACUACCCUGGCCCUGAAGAAUGAUGAGAUCACAAACUUCAUCUGCUGUCUGAAACAGAGCCUGGAGAACCUGGAGGGGAACUCCAGCCGUGUCCAGGAGGACCUGGAGACAGAGUUCAGCUCCCUCCACUCAGUACUGGAUGAGCUGAAAGACAGUAUGGUCACCAGGAUCAAACAGGAGAGGGCCAGCCACACCUAUGAGCUACAGAGUCAGCUGAGUGCGUGCUCCAAAGCCCUGGAGAGCUCUGAGGAGCUUUUGGAGGUAGCCAAUCAGACUCUCUGCUCCUCGGAAGCAGACGACUUCACUCAGGCGGCCAAAGACAUUAAGGAUAGUGUGACAAUGGCCCCUGCCUUCCGUUUGUCACUGAAAGCCAAAGCCAGUGACAGCAUGAGUCACAUGAUGGUGGACUUCACCCAAGAGCGGGAGAUGCUGCAGGCAAUCAAGUUCCUCCCAGUACCUGCCACCCCAGAGAUUCUGGUGUCAGAGUGCCAGGUCUGUGACAACACGGUGACAGUACAGUGGGCUCUGCCGGAGCCUGACACCAAGAUAGAUCACUAUGACCUGGAGCAUCGCCGCACCAACUACGAGGGGCCGCCCCGCGCCCGGGAGGACUACCCCUGGAUGGUGGUGGAGGGCAUUCGAGAGACAGAGUACACCCUUACAGGGCUUCGCUUUGACACACGUUACAUGACGUUCCGUGUGAAGGCGUGUAACAAGGCUGUGGCAGGCGAGUUCUCUGAGCUUGUAACACUGGAGACACAUGCGUUCCUGUUCAAGCUGGAUGCAGGCUCGUCCCAUCAGAACCUGAAAGUGGAAGACCUCAGUGUGGAGUGGGACAGCUGUGGGGGGAAGAUCAUCCAGGACAUUCGCAAGGACAAGAACAGAACCAACCAAUCUCCCAUGCACUCCCCAGCCAGGACGGCCAUGAAUUCACCGAAGAGAGUGCCGUCUGCUCGGGUCGGCAGAGACCGAUUCACGGCUGAGUCCUACACUGUACUGGGAGACACCUUUAUCGACGCAGGCCAGCAGUACUGGGAGGUGCGGUUCGAUAAGGAGAGCAAGGCGUUCGCUGUGGGCUUGGCCCUGCGGAACCUGGGCCGCUUUGACCAGCUGGGGAAGAGCAACGCCUCUUGGUGCAUCCACCUGAACAACUGGCUGCACCAGAGCCUCACAGCCAAGCACAACAACAAGGCCCGCACCCUGGACUGUCCCAUCCCGGACCGCAUAGGGGUCUACUGCAACUACGAGGAGGGAGCACUGUCCUUCUACAACGCCAGAACCAAGACGCUGAUGCACACCUUUAGAACCAAGUUCACUCAGCCUGUCAUACCAGCCUUCUCGGUGUGGAAUGGGAGUUUCUCGGUGCAGACGGGUCUGCAGGUGCCCAGUGUGGUGCAGAGUGGCCAGAGGAAGAACAGUGGUACCAGCAGCUCCAACGCCAGCCUCACCUAGACCCAUCCAGGCCACAGCAGAACUUUACCCCACUGAGGCUGUGUGGUGCUAGGAGCUCAAACUGGCCCAGUGCUGCCCACUGCUCAUCCCAACACCACCAUACACACCAUGCCUGCCUGCUUGCCUGGGGUGAUGGUUCUUCUCUGCCUCAUCCAAGUCAGCUCAUUACACUCCCUGUGCCUUCCAGAGAGGUGCCCUCAUCAGUAUACUCACUUAGGCAGAACGGAAUCAGUCAUUUAAUUCAAAUCCAUAAUUAAAGGCAAAAUGACAAAAACCUAGUUACCAGUAUAUUAGGAGCUAGGCACAUAUUAGGCACACAUACUAGGCACAUAUUUAAAUGCAACAGUCAAAGACCCCAAUGCAACGAGAAACAAAUAGUCCAUAUAACUUGGUUGUAGUACAGUAGUCAUUAAUACUGAAUGUUCAGAAUCCUCUGCCUAUAAUUUAGCUAGUUGCUCCUCAGUACAGAAACACCUAAUUUAUCUGUAUAACCCAAAUAACUUUGUAGCAAAAUGACAUGCUUAUAAUCAAGAUAUAAACACUAGGAAUGUAUUGAAUUCUACAUCGCCAGCAGCUGUCUGGGGACCAGUGGAAACAGAGUUGGAAAUACAGUACACCUGAUUGUUUUGUAGAAGUGUUUGUAUGGGGGAGCAUGGGUCUGAAUAUGCGUGUGUUGGUUUGAAAUGUACUGUUAUGUGUGUGUCCCUAACUUGUCACCGUUUAAUCACCUGCAGUGAGAAGCUAAGCCAUUUUAUGAGCUGGGUGGGGACUCCCUGGAUAAAGAGAUGUUGCUGAAAGUGUUUAGUUCAAUGUUAACACCAUUCCUUAUUCAUGUCACCUGAUGUUUAAACUCAGUGCUGGUGUGCUAUUAUUUUAAAUAGUCUUACGUUCUUGUCAUGUUGAUGGUAUGCAUCAUAUGAAUAUAACCUGCAAUGCUUUUUUUCUUUAUUUCAUGGGUGAACAAAUUUCACAUUGUAAAUAUGUCCCUUUCAUUUUUCCACUACAGUAUGCAUCUGUCUCACUGAGUUUAAUAAAGCAGUAAGACAGC